AUGAAGUCAGUCCGAGCUUCUCACACCUCCCACAGUUUGGAAUUCAUCUGCCCAUCAACGCGCUGCAUGCUGGAGCCUCGUUGCGGUGUGGCCCCGGUGAGUGUCGAGCGGUCCGGCCCUCCAGACAUAGAGAGGGGAUCCACGUCCUGCCUUCCCCCAACCAAUGACAAUCCUCCUACACCGAGGGGAGGGGCUGACAGCGAGACGGAGAGCGAUACUGACGACCCGUUUUCCCCGGGUGUGGCCAACGAGGCAACGCCCUCCUCUGGCCCCUUGAAGAGACGCACACAGUCCCUCAGCGCCCUGCCAAAGGAUUUAGACAGGAAGAGGGAGAAGGACCACAUCCGCCGACCCAUGAACGCAUUCAUGAUCUUCAGUAAACGCCACAGGGCCCUGGUGCACCAGCGGCAUCCCAACCAGGACAACCGCACCGUCAGCAAGAUCCUGGGGGAGUGGUGGUACGCUCUGGGACCCAACGAGAAGCAGCAGUACCACGAUCUGGCCUUCCAGGUGAAAGAGGCCCACUUCAGAGCCCACCCAGACUGGAAGUGGUGCAACAAGGACCGCAGGAAGUCUCUGUCAGAGGGCCGUGGGACGCCAAAGGAGUCACGGGAGAGGAGCAUGUCGGAGAGCAUAGAUCCCCAUCCAGACGCUCAGGUGCUGCUGGAGGGGAAGGGGGGAGGCUCGGGCUGGCAAGGGGGAUCAGAGCGUCGAGGGGGAAUGUUCGGGGGGCAGUACUCCCGUCCCCGAGCCUUUUCCCAGAGUGCCGUGCACACCCUGGAGCAGACGGAGAGAGAGAGCGAACUGGAGAAGGAGGGUGCGAGUUCUUUCCGGCACAGACCCCUCCCUCAGUCCAUGUACCACGGCGAGGACGUGCCCAGCGACGAUGAGCGUAUGGUCAUCUGUGAGGAAGAAGGAGACGAUGAUGUCAUGGAUGACUCCUGUCCUGAAGGCUCCAUUGAUCUCAAGUGUAAAGAGAGAGUGACAGACAGUGAUGAAGACGAACCAGAUGGACAGCAUAACUUCCAGCCAGUGGUUCGCUCCUCUCUCCCUUCUUCCUCUCCCCCCAUCCUAACCUCAGCAAAAGGGAAUGGAGAAGGAGGAGGAGGUGGUGAAGAGGGGUCUGAGAGGAACAGAAAGAGAGGUACAGACAGAGGAGAGGAGGGGAGCGAGGGAAGAGCCAAGAGAGAGGAAACAGCAGCAGGAGAAAGAGGUGUCUCCCCAACAUCCAGCCCCAAGGCUUUGGCCCAUCAGGGUGUGACCCAGGUCCUAGGAGCCGUCCGUGUGGCUCCCACUAUGGUUACCAACGUGGUACGACCCAUCGCCAGCACGCCCAUCCCCAUCGCCAUCAAGCCAAUAGAAGGAUCCGCCACCCUCAGCUCAGUGCCUCAGGACAAGAAAUCCACUCUCCUGAUUGGAGGAGGAGGACCUCAGCUGCUGCCAAUCACUGCAGGGGGUGGGUACCUGUCCUCAUCCUCCUCCCCCGGUCCAGUCAGUGUCACUCCUAUGGGGGGUCUGGUCACUAGUCUAGUUCUGGGAGGGUCCUUUCCCGUUGCCCAACCAGUUCAGCUCCUCGCCACUGAGCAGCCGCACGCACAAACCCCCCUCCCCGCCCUGCAGCCCCAGCUCCACCCCUCUGCCGCCACCUCCUCCCUGACACCCCCCGCCGGCCCCAAGCCGAUAGCGCAGGCCCCCUACAUCCUGCCUACCGAGAACCCCUCCUCCCCUCAACUCACCCACCAACAAAUCCUCUCCCUGCCCACCAAUGCCUCCCUGCCCAAUGGCAUGCACUCAGGGGUGGGACUGAGAGUUGCAUCAGUCAGUCCCGGAACCAGAGUUCAAACCCAGUCGCCGGGUUUGCCGAGCAAGAUGUUGGUUCCCAUGGCAACAGUGAGAUCAGGAUCUACUCCUCCUCAUCCCUCCAUUUCCCUGGUCGCUCCGCCUCUUCCUGUGCAGAACGGCGCCGCCACAGGAAACAAGAUCAUCCAGAUCGCUCCCAUGCCUGUGGUGCAGACCAGCGUUCACCCUGGCGGCGCAGCAGCUGUGCACUCAGGGAGCCCUUUUCCUGUUUCUGUGGCGACGGUGAUGACUCCCGGUGCAGCGCCCCCACAGACAGUGCUUCUGACCUCUCCACCCACCAGGAUCACAUAUGUCCAGUCUGGUCCAGGAGUAACCCAGGCAACACCCCAACAGGCCACUCCCCCUCUUGGCUCUGCGUAUCUUCAAUCAUCCCUGGCGACCCUGGGCUUCACCGCCAUCGCCCCGGUCGGGUUAACUCUGGUUCAGCCUCCACUGUUAGCUCAAGCCCCGCCCCUCAGCUGUCAAUCACAGACCCCUCCAGUUCAGGCCUCAGCAACUGCUGGUCGUCAGGUACUAACUGCCAUCUACCCUGCACCACCCGCUUCUCUGCCUACUGGGGUGGUCUCUGUAGCUCCCGCACCACCCGCAGUGGCCCCCGCGGCCCAGGACGUGAUGGACCCUUCCUCCCCGUUACAGACGGGGGUGCAGGGUUCAGCGGCGGUGACCCUUCAGCCUUACGAGGCGGUGAAGGUGAAGGUGGAGGUGAAGAAGGAGAACCUGCUGGAUGGUCCGCCUGAAGAUGGAGGACAGGAGUUAUCAAGCUUAGCUGCCAGUUCCUUAUUGACUAUUUAUGAAACAGCAGUUAAAAAAGAGGAGGACGUCGGUCGGUACAUCAAAGAAGAGUACCUCAGCAAAGAGGCUGGACCUCGCACCCCUCCUCCUCCACCCCCGUUUGGGACCCCCCUCCCUCCCCCUGCGGAAAGAGAGCCCCCCUCUUCCUCAAAGAAGACCAAGUUCAGACCCCCGCCGCUCAAAAAGACACCGGACUCUCACGAAAAGGUCUUGUCGGAGACGUACUUCGAGGAGCGUUUUGCUGAGCUCCCAGAGUUUAACCCAGAGGAAGUCCUGCCUUCGCCCACUCUGCAGAGCCUGGCCACCUCGCCGAGAGCCAUCCUGGGGAGCUACCGCAGGAAGAGACGCAACUCCACCGAGCUGGAGGUGACAGCAGAAGAGCCCAGCUCCCCGAGGAGGAAGACCCGCCGUCUCUCCAGCUGCAGCUCGGAGCCCAACACCCCCAAGAGCGCCGCCAAGUGUGAGGGAGAGUUCUUCACCUUCGACAGAGCAGGUACAGAAGGAGAGGAUCUGCUUGGAGAUCUGGACCGGGUCCCCUACUCGUCUCUGCGCAGAACUCUGGAUCAGCGCCGGGCCCUGGUCAUGCAGCUGUUUCAGGAACAUGGCUUCUUUCCCUCAGCUCAGGCCACAGCUGCCUUCCAGGCACGUUACUCGGACACCUUCCCGUCCAAGGUGUGUCUGCAGCUGAAGAUCCGCGAGGUCCGUCAGAAGAUCAUGCAGACGGCCACACCCGGGACCCUGGAGCUCGGAGUGUUAGCGGGGCUGGCUGAAGUGAGCCCCACCCCGCCCCACAGCUCCUCUUUCAAUCAAUCAGCGCGGGAGGAGGGAGGGGCGGAGCAGCACCGAGACAAAGGCCGGAAUCCAGAGGGGCCGAAAAGCGAAGGAUUGUAAAGCGGUAGAGGAUGACAAGGUGGAAACAUCCAGGAAAAGAAGAAGAGAGAGGAGUGUGUCAUCCCCGCAGAAUGUUCUUGUAUGUGUUGAGUACUGUUAAUGGCUCCAGCGGGAUCCGUUCUUUUGGCACUUAUCUCCACCAGACCUGGGAGCAAAUACAUUUGACUAUGGUCACAAAUAUUCAAACUACUCAAGGUGCGCUUGAUUCGUCUUAUUAGACUUUUUUAUAAUUUUUAAAAAGCCUCAAAAGGGGACAAAUCAUUUGCAAGUCCUGACGAGUCAAAUGCUUCUUGUAGUUUCCUUUUUUCCCCCUAAGUAUCCAGAAUAUAUUCAGUUGGCCCAGGUCUGCUCUCAGCACAUUUGUACAGUAGUUUUUAGUAUGAAACUCACACAAACACUGGUGCAUAUGUAAUCUCCAGCAUGCACAUGAUCCCACAUACACACACAUGCACACACACCCUUACCAAAUCAGACUGUUACUCUUGGUCGGCAGUCCCCGGGAGCAGCCACCAAGGACCAUGACACAGAAAGGCACUUUGUCACUUAUCGUGGAGAUGCAGUUUGCUGUUGCCAGCCAGACAGCCAGCCAGCCCUCAGAUGCCAUUGACUCGACCUCCUUCUCGCCCUUCCACUCCUCAGCACAGUGGUUGGGACGCAAACACAACCCCAACGACCUCCACUGAUAUUCCACAGCCCCUCGAUGCUGCAAGACAGACAGCACACACACAUAUACAGUACAAAUACACACACGCAGUGCAUGGACACAUAUGUGCAGUGUGAGCACUCGUACAAGAAAUCGUCAACCCUGGUCUGACCAAGCCAUCGGCCUGCACAGUUUUUUGUGAUUGUAGUGAGAAGAGAAACUGACAGCAUGACAUCUUUUUGCUCCUGGAAAACAAAGAGAAGGCUGGAGUUGCGAUGUAGUGUGACCAAUCUUUGCACCUUCAGUUAUUGCCAUUAUGAAAGACACAGUCGUCGUUGGCAGGAGCUGAUCAUAUAUAUAUAUAUAUAUAUAUAUAUAUGUCUGUAUGUCUGUUGGGGUUCCCUUCCCCAACAGCUUGUGCGAACAGGCACCGUAAAGAGAUUAUGUAAAGACUAUUGGUUGUGAGGCUUUGAAGAAUCUACGUUAAGUUGGACGGGCUCCCGACAGAGCGCAGAGAAAAAGACAGAAGAUGAAGAAGAACCUGGAUGAUGCUCAUUGGACGGAAGAUUCAUAUUCCACCUAUAGGAAGACAGAUAUUAAUAGUGAAUAAGGACAUGACAAGCUUUCCAACAGAGAUAAAAAAGUAGAAAUGUAACCAAACUUCUCUGAAUCUCCCAGUGGAUAUAAUGUUGCUUUCUCUUGUUAUCGUUGCCGUGGAAAUAACCAGUUUUACCGUGGCCUGUUUUUCUCUUGUGGCUCUAUUGUGUUUCUUCUCCGGCAUAAAAAAAUCACAAAAAAAAAACUCUGGACAAAGACGGGGGACAUAAUCAGUCUGCGCCCCCACAAUUUUAAUUGUACCUGGGGCGGUUCUCACCCCCCCCCCUCCUUUCCCAAUAUCUCUUCUCUUCGAUUUCUCACCAGACAAAGAAUUGGGGGAGCAGGGGGCGUUUGUCGUUUUGUAAAAACGUUGAAAUCAGGUGUUUGCACAAUUCGUGUGGCCCUUCUAGCCGCAAGUUAAAUCAGGAAAGUAUUGUUUUUAGAGAUUGUUAUAGUAGUUAAAAUAAUAACCUUGUUCCGUAUGUUAUCAACCACCUUAUUCCUCCUUACUCUUUUUCCCCUCCUCUCCUCCCCUCCCCAUUUUACCUCCCUUGACCCCUCAAGUGUUGUUAGAAAGUGCCCUUAAGCACUGGUCCCGGGUCAAGCGCUAUGUAGCUCAGGAUGGUUCUGGUUAGGGUUAGUUCAGGGAAAGCAGAUCCUAGACCAGCCCUGGAGGGCAGUCUCUGGAGCCCUCCCCUCUUCCCUCUCUUCUCAACACUUUAUCCUUUCCCGUCGAAUGGUGCAAUAGGACAUUUAUUUUUUUGGAAAUGGGUGGGUUAUUUUGUUUGGGGAAAGGCUCUGUGCCAUAGAUAUUAAAACCAGUGCAGUCAGUCAGUGAGAGGAAUGAGCUGUUGUGAUACUGUCUUUAACUAUGGUAUAAAACAAAAAAAGAAUCACGCAAUUGUUGUUAUUGUCAAAGAGAUAGAGUAUAACUUACUAAAAGUCAAAGACAAUUUUUGAAUAGCACUUUUUGGCUCUUUGCCUCGGUGAAGAGUGGGGGUAGUUAUUAUCAUGGGUAUCUCUUUUAUUUCUCUGUAUACAGUUGGAUGUGUGAAAAAAUAUAUAUACCGGUAUUUCCAUAUAUGUGCAUUUAGGUCUGUGUUUGGGUGUGUGUGUGUGUGUAUGUGUGUUUUGGCACAUGCGGGUAGUGUGUUAACACAACCGACCUCUUGUUCUUUCUCCACACUGCAAGAUCAUCAAAAGUAUAUUUUUCAUUGUAUUCUUCAUUAUAUAUUCUACAAUAGAGACAGUAUUUUUAUAGUCACCAUGACUAUUUUGUCCGCCAUCUUGACUGUUAUCAAACCCAGUUGAUUCAGGAUAUAUAUAAAAUAUAUAUUCAGGAUACUAUAAAUACAUAUAUAUAAAUACACACAGGUAAUAGAGGACUAUCAAUUUGGGGGUUAGGGCUUUAAAGUGUCCAUCUGCAUGCAUGUGAAAUCCCAUGCACACAUGCACACACCCACCAAGACAUAUGUGCAUACACACACUUGUAUGUGUGUACACUGUAUGAUUGUGCUUAAAAAUAAACUGUCCUUACUUUGGAGAAGGAAUUUUAGGAUGAGCGAUGUGAGUGUUAUCUCAUAAGCAGGCAUGUUGACCAUGUGCAAUAUUUCUAAACAACAACAAAAAAACUAAAUAUUGAAAAUAUUAAAGUUCUAACACAAUG
Molecule: messenger RNA, 6449 nt
Organism: Notothenia coriiceps (black rockcod)
Lineage: Eukaryota; Metazoa; Chordata; Actinopteri; Perciformes; Nototheniidae
Product: protein capicua homolog
Exons: 19
Coding region: 1-3543 (1180 amino acids)
Biological process (GO): regulation of transcription by RNA polymerase II
Cellular component (GO): nucleus
Molecular function (GO): RNA polymerase II transcription regulatory region sequence-specific DNA binding; DNA-binding transcription factor activity, RNA polymerase II-specific
Source: RefSeq, a predicted model, not a curated record